AUAUCUUUAAUUUCUACUCAUACUUACAUAUACCUAAAUAAAAAUUGCUUUUAUCAUUAUAAUUAUUGUAUGAUUGUGAUUACGAACGACUCUCUUUUAAUUAGUUUUUGCUAUUUUUCACAGUAAAAAAUUGAAAGCAUAAUUUUGGAUAGUGGUUUUUUGGUACCCAAAAAAUACUACAAUUAAAACAAAUCUCAAAAUUUUCGAUGAAGCAAUCAUAAUGAAAAGGGUGUGGAGAACUAAAAAAGCAAUUGCUUCCUCGCAACGUUAGUCGUUAGGCACUGCCUGGCAAGUGACAAAUCAGAAUCAAUGGAUCUUACAUGGAUAUCUGCUUCAGUUCGCAUUGCAUCACACUCAACAAUUCCAGAUGCAGAUCUCUGCUCUCCCCCUUCUCUUCCUCCUCUCCUCCCUCUUCUCCUCUUCCAUUGCAGGUUUCGAGCCGGCGCCAUCGCCGGUAUCGGGCGAUGGAGAUGGAUCGCCCGCGGUCAAUCCCUCUCCUCCGACAGCGGCAUUGUCAGAGCCGCCCGCGCCGGCGGAGUCACUCCGGGGUAAGUACGGAGCUCCGGUGCCUGAACCGGUGAAGAAGGAAGAAAGUGAAGACGGCGGCUCGGACGAGAUCCCGGCGAGUUCCGCGGAAGAGGACACGGAAUCUGCUACGGUGAGGUGGUGCGCUGUGCGGGAGGAGUUCGUGAACUGUCAACAUUUUGUGAGUCUAUUUGCCCAAUCAGAUGGUUACACGUGGAAAUGCGUUCAAAGAGAUACAACCCUAGAGUGCCUGGAUUCUAUAAAGAAAGGCCAAGCGGAUGUAAUAAAUCUGGAAGCAGGACUUGCCUACUUUGCAUUCAUCAACUACUCCAUGAAAGCCAUUGCUAAUGAAGUUUACUGCAACAGUGCUGAGAGCUAUGAAGCGGUUGCAGUGGUAAGCAGGGAGGCCUGCAUGGCCAACAGGGACAUUACUCUAAUGGAUUUCAAGGGCCUUAGGUCUUGCCAUGGAGGAUACUCCACAGCUGCAGGCUGGAACUAUCCCAUUGCUCAUAUACGAACAUCGGUCUAUUCUGAGAAAAAGAAUGACUGGGAACUUGCUGCGAGUUUCUUCACUGAGGUCUGUGCUCCAUCUGAGUUAGAGUUUGAAGGACUGGGCUUUGAUCAGAACAGCUCCUGCCAAUCAAACAGUGUGUACUUUGGUCACUCCGGGGCUUUUAGGUGCCUACUGGAGGAAUUAGGGGACAUUGCAUUUGUCAAAGGUGACACUGCUCUGCUUUACUCCAUGGAAGGGCCUCAUAACCAGUCAUGGUCUACAAAGUCCCUAAGAGAUUUCAUGUAUCUUUGUCCAAAAGGGGGCUGCAGAGAAAUCAAUGGCUAUCCAGGAACCUGUUCCCUUGGCACUGUUCCAGCUAAUGUGGUAAUGGGGAGUAACUCCAUUUUGAAUAAGAAGAGAUUGGUCAUUUUGCAAACCUUGCUCAACUCCACCACCUGGGUUGAUGCUAGUUAUACAGGAGAAGGCCACAUUAUUAGUCCAAGUACUCAAGCAUUAGCUGCAGUGAAACAGCUUACAAGGUCAUACCUUGGGAAAUCAGCUUUAAUUUCGCAAAGCAUACAAGAACUAAACCAGGUCAACCUAUCUACAGUAAAUAAUAAUUCAGUUCUCUUACCAGACAUUGGAUCAUCUUUGCACAUUAACCAUGUGAACGUCAUCACAAUCGUCUCAAUCUUGACAGUGCUCACGUUACCAGUCAGUGUUCUCUUCUAGAUUCUAAUAGUUAGAAAAAUGAGGGAAAAAAAACAUGUAUAUUUUCAUUUUUUGAAGUUCCUAGAAUCAUUUUUGUAUUGAGAUUGUGAUCAUAAAGGGGGGUUACUUUUAAAUUUAUGUAAGUGAUAUAAAUUGUUAUCUUCUACAAAAUAAAAAUUAGCUUAAAGUUGGCUCCC
Molecule: messenger RNA, 1926 nt
Organism: Malania oleifera
Lineage: Eukaryota; Viridiplantae; Streptophyta; Magnoliopsida; Santalales; Ximeniaceae
Exons: 7
Coding region: 368-1750 (460 amino acids)
Biological process (GO): iron ion transport
Cellular component (GO): recycling endosome; plasma membrane; early endosome
Source: RefSeq, a predicted model, not a curated record